Molecule: messenger RNA, 1721 nt
Organism: Bacillus rossius redtenbacheri
Lineage: Eukaryota; Metazoa; Arthropoda; Insecta; Phasmatodea; Bacillidae
Product: putative Ras-related protein Rab-33
Exons: 4
Coding region: 381-1067 (228 amino acids)
Biological process (GO): Rab protein signal transduction
Molecular function (GO): GTP binding; GTPase activity
Source: RefSeq, a predicted model, not a curated record
AUCGUUAACGAACGACCCAUCACUAUUCUGUAGAUCCUUAUUUUGAUAGUGAUAGUGAUUUUUUGGAUGUCUUCCUGGUAAGCGUCACGGGAAUUUUGGAAAGUGUGCGUAGUUCUGUCAGAUAUCGCCGGAUUUUCUUUAUAUAAUCAUGAUAAACAAACUACCUUCUCUUAUGUAUUGUAUUUUUUAGGAUUGGUCUGGUGCACUGAUUUAUUUGUUUUGAUUCUGAACAAUGUUGCAAGUGUGAAGAGUGGUUAAUUUUUCCGUAAUGACCAGGAAGUUAAGUCAAAUGAUCGAACAUGUUAGUUUUUUAUUAUUAUUUAGAAUUCGUGCAAAGAAUACAGAUUGAACUGUGUGUGUAACAUCUAACAUUUUUAACCAUGGUUACGGAUGAUCGUUCAAAAAGUAAACAGACAAGUACCAUUUUGGGUGCUGGAAGUUCCAAAAGAGUUUUCAAAAUUAUUGUUGUCGGAGAUUCCAAUGUUGGAAAAACGUGUUUAACAUAUAGAUUUUGUGAAGGAAAGUUCCUUCAGAAAUCAGAAGCUACAAUCGGUGUUGAUUUUAGAGAACGGACAGUGGAUGUGAAUGGAGAAGAAAUUAAGUUGCAGCUGUGGGAUACUGCUGGCCAGGAGCGCUUCAGAAAGUCAAUGGUCCAACACUAUUACAGGAAUGUGCAUGCUGUAGUGAUUGUGUAUGACGUCACAAAGAUGGCUUCUUUCCAGUCCUUGCCCCAGUGGAUAGAAGAGUGUAACAGAAAUAACCUAACAAGCGACAUUCCUCGCAUCUUGGUCGGCAAUAAGUGCGACAGUGCUGCGACCCAAGUUGUGAACACUCACUCGGCUCAGCAGUUCGCCGAUAUUCAUCACAUGCCAUUGUUUGAAACAUCAGCCUUAGAUGAAUCGGAGUGUGACCAUGUGGAUGCUAUUUUCAUGACCUUGGCACACAAACUGAAGAACCGUCGGCCCAUGAUGUCUCCGCCAACAGCCAGCAAUGCUUUGCACAGGGCGGAAAUUAUCUCUGUGGAGAGGGAAACCAGGACAGAUCCUGCAGAACAGUGCUGGUGCUAAACUUGAGUCCUCAGAUAAUGUUUUUAACUGGGUGGCUUCUUAUAUCAAGUGUUACCUUUUGUGGUUUUUUUCCGUGAAAAACUGCUACUGCUGGGGUGGAUGUAGAAACAUACAUUGUCUAUUGGCAAUGAACUUCUUCAAGUUAUGGAAAGAUGUAAAAUGAAAAAAAAAAGAAUUUUGCCGGUUUAACUGAAGAUAGGUUUUCAUAGUUCUUUUUGGAUGAUUAUUUUACUAACGUUUGUUUUCAGAUGGUUUUUACUGAUGUGGGAACAGUAUGUAAUAGCGUUACACACAAUUACAAGAUACAAUUAGUCAAUCGUAAAGAAAGUACAAUUAAUGCAUGUGACUAUAGUGUAUAAUUUUACAAUAACUGAAACAGUGGUUUUUAAAAUCGCAGAAUUUUUCUUUCUGUGUCUUGUUAUUUUAUCUUGCUGCUUUCACACAAAACCUUAAACAACUUCAGGUACAUGUGUACAUCUACAUCUGUGCAUGGUUGGCUGUAUUCAAUUCAAAAAUGUUAUCAGUUCUCAAACUAAUUAUUUGUAAAAAUGUGUUGAAUAACAAAUUUUCUCACUUUGAUUGCUAUCAUACAAAGUAUUGUUUUAUUAUAAAAAAUGUUAUUGAAUAAAAUACUAAUUGUUUGUUUUCGUUAAA